This is a messenger RNA of Colletotrichum abscissum, 1065 nucleotides long. Its product is annotated as DNA/RNA non-specific endonuclease. The coding region runs from base 1 to 1065 and encodes 354 amino acids. Gene Ontology annotation, biological process: apoptotic DNA fragmentation. Lineage: Eukaryota; Fungi; Ascomycota; Sordariomycetes; Glomerellales; Glomerellaceae. Gene Ontology annotation, cellular component: mitochondrial inner membrane; nucleus. The transcript has a single exon. Gene Ontology annotation, molecular function: nucleic acid binding; single-stranded DNA endonuclease activity; metal ion binding. The record is from RefSeq and is a predicted model, not a curated record.
AUGUCGAAAACCACUUCCAUCGCCCUCAUGGCGCUAGGCGCCGGAGGCGGCGCCGCGCUCACGGCCUCGAUCUACUCCAUGCGCUCCCAAAAGCAACCUCCCACCGCGACGACAACGGCACCGACGACAACCUCCUCCUUCUCGACAGCUCCCACCGUCCCCGUCCCCAGCACGCAAGUCUUCGCCAACCCCAACGCCGUCCCGCUCCCUCCCUCACCCUCCGGCGGCCCGGGUCCCGUUCCCGUAGCGUCAGGCAGCCCCGUCGACCCAGCAGGCAUCUUCGAAUACGGCUUCCCGGGUCCCGUAGCCGACCUCGCGACCCGGCAAGGGCUCGUCUCCUCCUUCGACCGCCGCACCCGCAACCCGCACUACGUCGUCGAGCACAUCACACCCGCCUCCCUCGCCCAGCGCGACGGCGACCGCAAGCACAGCGUCUUCCUCGAAGACGCCUCCGUCCCCGAAAAGUUCCAGGCCAAGCUCAAGGAUUACUUCCGCAGCGGCUACGACCGCGGCCACCAGGUCCCCGCCGCCGACUGCAAGUGGUCCCAAAAGGCCAUGGACGACACCUUUUACCUCACAAACAUGUGCCCGCAGGUCGGCGACGGCUUCAACCGCGACUACUGGGCCCACUUCGAGGACUUUUGCCGCCGCCUGACGACGCGGUACCCGUCUGUCCGCAUCGUCACCGGACCCUUGUACCUCCCCAAGCGCGACCCCGUCGACGGCAAGUGGUACACCAAGUACGAGGUCAUCGGCAACCCGCCCAACGUCGCCGUGCCGACGCACUUUUACAAGGUCAUCUUCGCCGAGGACGGGAAGGCCGGCGGCAACGUCGCCAUUGGCGCCUUCGUGAUGCCCAACGCGCCCAUCCCCAACAGCAAGCCGCUGUCAGAGUUUGAGAUGCCGCUCGAGGCCGUGGAGCGCGCUGCGGGACUCGAGUUCGCGAGCAAGCUUGCGCCGCAGCGCCGCAAGAGGCUCUGUACCGAGGCGACGUGCGCGAUUGUCGUCAAGGAGUACGCGGAUAGGCAGAAGCAGAUUGGUGGCGGCGGCAAGGGCCGUUCAUAG